AUGCAGGGUAGAUUCAAGGGAUCCAGCACUGCCAAGUUCGUGAAAAACCCGGGCAGUGGGCGAUCAAAUAAUGCUCAACAUACCAGUAUCAGUUCCACAGCCCAGCAGCUUAUAGAAACGCUAAAAAAAGACCAGAUAGAUGCUAAGAUGGGUUUUGAACGAUAUACGGCACCACAGUUUAGUGGGAACUUUACUAGCUGGCAAGAGCUGCCCGGAAGAGUCGGUUGGCUCGUCAACAUGCACCCAAUCAUGAUCUCCGAGGAAUCUGCGAACUCGAGCGGUUCUAAUUCUACCGGGUCCGGUGUUUCUGGUGUAGACUUUUACUUUCUAGAUGACGAGGGUGGAUCCUUCAAAAGUGUAAUCACUUUUGACCCAUAUUUUCUGGUGGCAUGUAGAGAUGAAUCGCGGGUCCACGAUGCAGAAGAGUUUUUGAAAAGACAUUUGGACCAUUGCGUGGGCAAAGUUGAAAUCGUGGUAAAAAAUGAUUUGUCUAUGGGUAGUCCACUCGCAGGUCUCAACAAAACUAUGCUGAAACUUACGUUUUCCAAUGUCAAUAACCUAUUUGAAGCCCGAAGGUGUCUGAGACCGAUUAUAUUGGAUAAUGAAAACAAUCUGCUACAAAGAUCAAUGUAUCAUGUAAACAGCGGUACGGUAGAAGAAACAAAAAUGCUUAUUUCCGACAUUCGGGAGUACGAUGUCCCCUUCCAUGUAAGAGUUGCGAUUGAUAAAGACAUUCGUGUGGGCAAAUGGUAUAAAGUAUCUUCUCGUGGCUUUUUCGAGAUAUCCGAGAAAGUUGCCUUUGCUGAUCCGGUCGUUCUAGCAUUUGAUAUCGAAACCACAAAAGCUCCAUUGAAGUUUCCUAUAGCUACCGUUGAUCAAAUUAUGAUGAUUUCUUACAUGAUUGAUGGCGAGGGUUUCCUGAUAACAAACAGAGAAAUCAUCUCAGAGGAUAUAGAAGAUUUCGAAUAUUCACCGCGACCAGAGUACCCAGGCUCAUUCACAAUCUUUAACGAAGCUGAUGAGCUGUCUCUUUUGGAGAGAUUUUUUGAGCAUAUAAGAGAUGCGCGUCCUACUGUAAUCUCUACUUUCAAUGGUGAUUUUUUUGAUUGGCCAUUCGUGGAAACAAGAGCUAAAAUCAACGGCCUGGACAUGUUCGAAGAAAUUGGUUUCGCUGCGGAUUCUGAGGGGGAGUACAAGUCGACUUACUGCGCGCAUAUGGACUGCUUUCGAUGGGUUAAGCGUGACUCAUAUCUACCACAAGGCUCACAAGGCUUAAAGGCCGUUACACAGGCUAAAUUGGGCUACAACCCCAUUGAAUUAGACCCAGAAUUGAUGACUCCGUACGCUUAUGAAAAGCCCCAACUUUUAUCGGAAUAUUCGGUCUCUGAUGCUGUGGCUACCUACUACUUGUACAUGAAAUAUGUUCAUCCUUUCAUCUUCUCGCUCUGCACCAUCAUUCCAUUAAAUCCAGACGAGGUUCUUCGUAAAGGCACAGGUACCUUAUGCGAAAUGCUUUUGACAGUACAGGCCUAUAAAGCUGAUAUUUUACUGCCGAAUAAGCACACAGACCCUAUUGAAAGGUUUUACGAUGGCCACUUACUCGAAUCAGAAACUUAUGUUGGUGGCCAUGUAGAAUCUCUGGAAGCAGGCGUAUUUAGAAGCGACAUUAAAAACGACUUUAAGAUUGAUCCAGCUAUGAUCGAUGACCUGUUGGUAGACCUUCCGCAUGCCUUGAAAUUCUGCAUAGAGGUCGAAAAUAACAGCAAGCUCGAAGAUGUUACGAACUUCGACAGUGUGAAGUUGGAAAUUGAAGAUCGUUUAUUGGAGCUAAAAACUAAUAAUAGAAGAAACGAAUUUCCAUUAAUUUAUCACGUUGACGUGGCAUCGAUGUACCCAAAUAUCAUGAUAACCAAUCGAUUGCAACCAGACAGUGUAAAAAGUGACCGUGAUUGUGCAACCUGCGAUUUUAAUAGGCCCGGCAAAACAUGCGACAGAAACCUCCAGUGGGCAUGGAGAGGAGAAUACUUCCCUACCAAAAUGGACGAAUACAAUAUGGUGAAGAGGGCGCUGCAGAAUGAGACUUUCCAAAAUAAGAAUAAGAAAUCUCUGAAAAAGAUUCUUACCUUCGAUGAAUUGAGCUAUACUGAUCAGGUCGCGCACAUCAAGAAAAGGUUGACUGAAUAUUCAAAAAAAGUAUAUCACCGAGUCAAAUCGUCAGAAGUAGUAGAGAGGACCGCUAUCAUUUGUCAGCGCGAAAAUCCAUUUUAUGUCGACACGGUGCGGUCUUUUAGAGAUAGAAGAUACGAGUUCAAGGGUUUGGCCAAAACGUGGAAACAAAAACAUUCGGCAAUAAGUAAUGAGGAGAAGCACGAAAGAGACGAAGCAAAGAAAAUGAUAAUUUUGUAUGAUUCUCUGCAACUUGCUCAUAAAGUCAUUUUGAAUUCAUUUUACGGCUACGUGAUGAGAAAGGGUUCCAGAUGGUAUUCAAUGGAAAUGGCGGGCAUCACCUGCUUAACAGGCGCAACCAUUAUUCAAAUGGCAAGAUCAGUUGUAGAGAAAAUUGGCAGACCACUGGAGCUCGACACUGACGGUAUUUGGUGUAUCAUUCCUAAGUCAUUUCCAGACAAUUUCGAAUUCCAACUCAAAAAUGGUAAGAAAUUGUUUUUGUCCUAUCCUUGCUCCAUGUUGAAUUAUAAAGUCCAUGAACGUUUCACGAACCAUCAGUAUCAAAAUUUGAUUGAUCCAAUAACACACCGUUACGAGACACAGAGUGAUAACUCUAUUUUUUUUGAAGUUGACGGCCCUUACAAAGCCAUGGUUCUUCCAACAUCAAAAGAAGAAGGCAAGGGUAUCAAGAAGAGGUAUGCGGUUUUCAAUAAUGAUGGAUCCUUGGCCGAAUUGAAAGGUUUCGAACUAAAAAGAAGGGGUGAGUUGCAACUGAUAAAAAAUUUCCAAAGCGAUAUUUUCAAGGUCUUCUUGGAUGGAAAUUCCUUGGAGAGUUGCUAUGCCUCUGUCGCAUCUGUUGCAAAUCGCUGGUUAGAUGUAUUAGAUUCUAAAGGUGUCAUGUUAGAGGAUGAGGAUCUUAUUGAAUUGAUUUGCGAGAACAGAAGCAUGUCGAAAACGUUGAAAGAGUACGAGGGUCAAAAGUCCACUUCAAUUACAACCGCCAAAAGAUUAGGAGAGUUUCUUGGGGAGGAGAUGGUGAAGGAUAAGGGGUUACAGUGUAAAUACAUUAUCAGCUCCCGUCCUAUGAACACUCCAGUCACGGAGCGAGCAAUUCCUGUUGCUAUUUUUUCAGCGGAUUUGGCUUUAAAAAGAUCUUUUUUGAGGAGAUGGCUGGGAGACAGUUCUUUAGAAAAUUUUGAUCCUAGAGCUAUCAUAGAUUGGGAAUACUACAGAGAAAGAUUAGCUUCGGUAGUUCAAAAAAUCAUUUCGAUUCCAGCGGCACUGCAAGGAAUAAAGAAUCCUGUCCCGAGAGUAGACCACCCAGAUUGGUUAAAGAAAAAGAUUGCAAUAAGCGAGGAUAAGUUCAAGCAAACAUCAUUGAGCUCGUUUUUCAAAAAGUCAUUGGCAAAAAAUGCCAUCGCAGAUAUAGAAGAUGGAUUCAAUGAGCCGCCUAUUUCUCCAGCAAUUCCUAAGAAUGCUAGAGUAACAUCGAAGCGUAAAGUCAAAAGGAAAAAUAUAGAUUCAGACGUAGAAGAGUCUUUGGUACUUCCUAGCGAGAUGCCUUCGAUGACCGAGGACUACGUUGCAUGGCUUGCGUACCAAUCAAUCAAAUGGAAGAUUCAAGCUCGUAAUAGGGAAAGAAGAACUCAGCUUUUUGGUAACCGCGCGAAUACAACUCAAAGGAGCGCCCUAGGAAAGAUAAUGAGGAAGCACGCAGAAUCAUACGCAAAUUCAACAUGGGAGAUUCUAGAGUAUAGAGAGACUUUGGAGCCCGGAGUUUUAGACGUCUCUGUUCUUCUGGACCGUAAAAUCCAUAGGCUGAAAUUCAAAGUUCCUAAAACCCUAUUUGUUAACUUCAAGUCUAAAAUGUUGCCAGCCGCACGAGGAAUUGAAAACUGUAUAGUCGAAAAAUCGACGGCUGUGCUUCCCAACAACAAUAUUUUGAAGUGCGCGGAUCCCAGUCCUUUGUUCAAAAUAACGCUUCCCGAAGAAACUUACCUAGAAGAGCUUCAAAAGCCCACCAGUAUUCUUAACUGUGAUCAAGUUUUGGGUGUCUACGAGUCAUCAGUUACAUCAGCGGAAAGAGCUAUUAUGGAUCUAGGUGCUACGGUUGAGUUCAACUCUAGUGCCGUUGGUGCUUUAGGAAAAGGUUUACAAAAAGGGUUCGAGCUGAAAAACUUACAUUCCGUACCAUCGGAACGCUAUCUGGAUAAAUUUGAACUAGACGUGUGCUAUUUACUUCACCUAUCGAGCAACUUGGGUUACGAAUAUUUCGUUCUUUACAAAGCCUGGAGCUACGAAACAGAAAUUUUUGUCUUGAAGCCGUCUGCUACAGCUUUAGAAAUAACUACAAACUCCUUAAAGCAUACUUUCAAAGAAAUGCGCUCUCAGAAAGCUCAUAAACUUGAUAAGUUCUAUGACAUUAUUCAAUUUCCGGCGGAGCUUGACAUAAAGAUGCAAUUUUCAACAGAUCUCAGAACACUCUAUAGAAAGCUGUCCUCGUCUAUCAGCAAGAUGAACGAAGAUAAGGCUUCACAGGUUUUACUUCUUUUGCAAUCACCUUAUGCAUCGAAGAUCAGGCAAACGGUAAGGCCUCUUCGCCAGAUUGCAACAGUGGAAAUAUCUUUGCCAGAACUUGAGCUUCCUCCCUUAAACUGGCAAAAUACUGUAGUAAAGAAAAUUGUCAGCCAUGUCCUCUCUUUGGGUACGUGGUUACAAAACUUAAUAUCCUUAUCACGGUACGCAAACAUCCCAAUUUGCAAUAUUAAGCUUGACAAGAUGUCCUUUGUCAUAGAUGUUCUAUAUGCAAGACAGCUAAAGCAAAACAACAUAGUCCUUUGGUGGAACGAAGGCAAUCCGCUACCAGAUCUGGGAGGUAUAGAAAAGGACUUCAACCCUUAUAUGGCAUCGUUAAUGUGUGAUCAGGAAAUCCUUAUUACAAAUGUGCCAGCAGCUUAUGAUGAUGUUACACUUGAGAUAGAAAUGACCAAUUUGACAAUCAACACAGUUUUGACAUCCGCUGUCAUCAAUGAAGCAGAAGGAAGUGAUAUGGUGGACAUCGAGCUCUCUUCGAAUGGCGGCGAGAAAAAUUCCACAAGUGGUUUUGUUGAGGAUAGUUUUUCAAGUAUCUCAUUGACCGUUUUGAGGACACUUCUUAAAUCUCUUUGGGAUGACGCGUUGGCAGAAGAUGGAACAGCAGACUCUUUGGUUCAUACCUUCAUUCUUUGGGUACAAUCUCCAGACUCAAAGCUUUUUGAUUAUGCUUUGAAAUACCACGUUCACAACUUGACCAAGAAAGCCAUUUUGCAGCUUAUGAAUGUAUGCAGGGGCCUUGGGUCUGAAGUAGUUUAUGCCGACCGUGGUAAGCUCUUGUUGAAAACGAAGAAAACAACUGUUGAAAGCUGUUAUGCCUAUAGCCAGUAUUUGAUAAGAACUAUUAGAACGUCACCGUUGUUUGGCUUCUUAGAUUUAUCGAUCCACAGAUACUGGGACUUAUUGUUGUGGAUGGAUUCUUACAAUUUUGGCGGCAGAGCUUGUACUAGAAUUACCGAGAACGACACCCAGGAGUUGGAGGCCUAUUCCCAGUGGCACAUCAAGAAUUUCCUUCCCAAAAUUUAUCAGCAGGAAUUUGACGAUUGGAUGGUAAUCGUGCUGGAUAGCAUGAUUAAGGCGAAGCAGGAAUACCACGAGAAUAACAUGGAGUCGCAGCGAUUAACUCAACUCACUAAGAAAAUUAAUGACGGCGAUGGAGAAGAAGAGGGAGAUGGCUCACUAGCUGGGUUCACACAACGAUUUGGCCAACCUCUUGUGAAAAGAAUGCAAAAGCUUUUACGAACGCAAAGAGAAUACAUUCUUGACCCCAAGUUCAAUGAUGAGUAUAAAGCACCUGAUCUUCCAGGGUCACAUCUUAAGGCUUCCAACCCGCUACUGGAGCUAGUGAAAGAUCUCUGCCAUGUCAUGCUACUCGCCACGCGCCAAACAAUAGAGGUUCGCACGUUAAGAAAAGACCUUCUCAAAAUUUUCGAAGUUCGUGAAUUUGAUUGGAAGUCUGAGUUUAAGGAUCCUAGCUGGUCACUGAAAGUGAGUAAUUUGAACUGUGAAUAUUGCUCUUUCAUAUGUGAUCUCGACUUUUGCAAGAUUGACAGCAUCGCCUUUCUAAAUUGUUCGCAAUGCCAGAAGCCCUUCGAUUCAGUUCUUUUACAGGAACACCUGGUACAAGCGUUCCAAAUCGACCUACAGAGCUAUUAUGUCCAGGAUUUGAAGUGUACUAAAUGCGGAAGAGUUAAGGACGAUGCAAUGUCGUCACAUUGCCCCUGUUCUGGAAGCUGGAGAAACUCAAUUUCCCAAAAGUCACUUAUGGAAAAAAUCCACGUUUACCGAAAAGUCGCUCGCUACUUUAAAUUCGAUCUUCUCGAUUCUGCGGUCUCCGAGCUCAUAGCUACAGAGGACUAUUAG
This is a messenger RNA of Lachancea dasiensis, 6621 nucleotides long. NCBI's taxonomy places the organism in Eukaryota, Fungi, Ascomycota, Saccharomycetes, Saccharomycetales, Saccharomycetaceae. The record is from the annotation of a GenBank genome assembly.